AUGAAUUUUUUCAAAUUCGGCGAAGCAUUCCCUGAAAGCUGUUUCAAAGUCGUCAAUAACACCGUGUCGUGUGAAUCGUGUGAAGCCAACCUGUAUUUCACGCGAGAUCUGCAAGAAAUCAGACUGCAUAGAAGCUGCUCUGAAACAAAAUUGCCAUAUUCAAGAUCAUAUGCAAGUGUAUCCGGUAUACCCGAUUUAGGAUUUCGCUUGGGUCUGGUUAAAAACAAAGAUAGAAGCAACUGCAGAACUCCAGAUAAGAUGUUUGACGUAACAAGUUUAACCACCCACGAGAAAAUUGCUUACAACAAAGUCAUGAAAUAUUGGAGGAGUUCCAGAUGUGCUAAGACGCAAUGUGGAUCCUGUUAUAAAUUGGCCAACGUCGACGAGCCAAUCCCAAAUAAAUGCUUCAAAACCUCACCGCUGAGAUGCUGCAGAGAAUGUGCUAUAAUGGUAGGCUUCAAUUUAAAAGAUGGUACUAUAUUUUUGGAAAGGGGAUGCACUUAUGGAAAAAUGAAUACGACAGAUAUCGGAUACCAUCCCUUAAAUGCAGACAUUUUUAUGGUCUCCCAGGUAACGGUCAAUAAACAACACGGCAACAGUGGAACUUUGAAGGAUGUUCUCGAGGGACCACAUAUGACUAAAAAUUAA
Messenger RNA from Helobdella robusta, 648 nucleotides. RefSeq lists its product as hypothetical. The record is from RefSeq and is a predicted model, not a curated record. Bases 1 to 648 code for a protein of 215 amino acids. The transcript has 3 exons. NCBI's taxonomy places the organism in Eukaryota, Metazoa, Annelida, Clitellata, Rhynchobdellida, Glossiphoniidae.